CAGCUUUUUGUUGAAAAACUACUAGAAUCUAUCUACCGUAGAUGGCUCGUAAAGCUAAUUUGACGGUGAUUUUGUACUUAGUAAAGUAUGAUUAAAAUGCAAAGACGAAUUUAUUUUCUAAAACAAAAUACCCGCGCUAUUCGUUUCGCACGCGGCAUAGGGCCUCGCAAUCUGUUGGACCGGCCCUGCUCAGCUGCUGGCAUGACUAGAAGAAAAACUACAUCUAGCUAACUUAGUGAUGCGCAUUGAAAAGACUUUCGUUGCAUAUAACUACACAUAUGAUGGAUGCUAAGUAAAAUUAUAUAAGAAUUCGAAACAUUUAAUUUUUAUUCAGUACUUUUGUGUUUGAGUUUUUAAAAAGUGUCCUUGUGGGUUCCUGAAGGUCAUUGGUUCAUUGAACCCCUUCGCGCAAUGAAAACUACGCACUGCUUAGGACUUUGUAUUCACGUGAAGUACUGCAUAAUGCAAGACUUUUUAUUAUACAGAUGAGACCUGCUCGUCAACUGAAAGUUAUAACAUCACAACUGGAAGUUUUGGAAGAAAUGAAAAAUGAGUUUGAAAACCUACUUGCUAAUAUCAAUUAUAUCUUGCAGAAAGGAUUCAUAUGGAUAGAUGAUGAGAGCAAUGAACUAAGUUUCAUGGAAUUGAAUCAGUUACUUGCAAAUGGAACUUCAGAAUGUUUAGGCAAAUGUAUUAUUAUUGCAAAUGGAAGUGAAGAAUCAUCUCCUCAAAAUCUCAGAAAACAAACAGAAAGGGAAGAAGUUGUGUUAUUAUCUGCUUCCUGCUCAAGUUCCCAUAUCAAAGAUGAUAAAGAUUUACAGAAAAUUAAGGAAGACAUAUCAGAAAUAGAAAAGUCACAUUUAAAAAAAUAUAAGCUAAUAAAUCAAAAGUUGGCAAGCCUUGAAAAACAAACAACAGAAACAAUUCUAAAGGAUAUAGACACAAGAAACAAUUUAAAAUUUGAAGAGAUUAUGAAAGAGCUUCAUUCAGCCAGUGACUUUAUGUCACAUCUACAAUCUCAGAAUGAAAUUCUAGCUAAUUCAGUGAAGGAGAAAACUGAACAAAUAAAUGACAUGCAACAAACAUUGAAUGAAAUUAAAGCACAAAGUGUAACCAAUUCUAGCAAUCUUAAUUCAGCUGAUACUCAACCUUAUGAAUUUAGUGAAAAGCUUUCAGAUAACAGCAAUAUGAUUCAAUCAUUGCAAUCCCAGAGUGAUUCUAUAUCAACAAAAAUGAAUGCUAUGGAAAGCAACUGUUACAAUAUAACCACAGAAGUAGAUUCAUUAAAGAGAAGUGUUAGUGAGCUUGUUGAUGCUGCUUCCAAAAUAAGGCUUUCUAUGGAGCAAACUUUCAAUGAUCAAGAUACAAAAAUAGAUGCAUUGCAGACAAAGUUCUAUGAUUAUAAAAGUGAGCCGGAGGAAACACUAAGUAAAGAUGAUGAUAGCUCUUUAGAUGAUGAGGCUGUAGGCUUUGACGCUCGUGUUCCUUUGGAUUCAUCAAGGUUUGAUUUAGUGGAGGAUGAAAUAUUAACAUGUUUCACUUCAGUGACUGAAGAUGUACUAGAGAACUUUGAUACAGAAACUGGAAUUUUCAACAUACCAUGUGAUGGUUUAUAUCUUUGUGGUCUAUUUAUUGAUAUAAUUACAUUUGUCCAGCAUGAUUUAGAGUUUGGCAUUUAUGUCAGGGAAAGUGAUGGUAGUGAGAUUGUUGUAGGUCAUUGUCACUGUAAACAGAGAGAUAUCACUGUCAGUGAAAUUGUCAUUAGGCAGCUAAAAGAAAAUGAUAAAGUCUUUGUUAAGUCAUGCAAAAACCAUAAAAAGAUUCAAUUUAGCAAUUUUUCCCAUUUCCUGUGUGCACUAAUCAAAGACCAAUAGCACAUAAAGGUAAUAUGAAAUGCAUAAUCAAUUCAAGAACUUUAUUGUAAGUGUUGAUAUAAUUUUAGCUGAUUCAUAAAUGCUUGUCGGAUCAACAAUAAUGUGUAAGUAAUUGAUUUUAUUUAUCUAUAAUUCUACUAACUUUUUUUUUAUUAUUACAGAUUUUUUGCUUAUUAUCAAAGCCCUUUUAAAAAUCAUCAAUAUUAGUUGAGUUUCAUAUGACCUAAAUUUCCUAAAGCCAUGUUGGUAUGUAGUAAGGACCUUAUGUUUAUCCAAGUGAUUAAGCCAUGUUGGUAUGUUGUAAGGACCUUAUGUUUAUCUAAGUGAUUAAGCCAUGUUGGUAUGUAGUAAGGACCUUAUGUUUAUCCAAGUGAUUAAGCCAUGUUGGUUUGUAGUAAGGACCUUAUGUUUAUCUAAGUGAUUCAUUCACCCCAAUCGCCACUAUGAUCCUGUUUUGAAUUUCCUCAUUUGUGCUGUUGUCUUUGUAAAUGAUACCCAAGAUCCUUAUAUAGCAUCUCACAUUCAUGGUUAGGAUCCUGCCUAUAAUUCAGCAGUAAUCAUCCAAGACUCAUAAGAAUAGAAGAAUGUCGACAUCAUUCUUUAAUUCCGAGGGAUAUGCCUUUUGUAUUUCCAGGUCAUUUUGAGCUUUGCAAGUGCUGCUGUGGACUGUUUAAUUCUAGCAAGUAUUUCAGGUUUGGUUCCUUCGCUUGAAACAAUAGCUCAGAAGUAAUUAAAACUUCUGACAUUUACCAGCUUUUUACCUCCAAAACUGAUGUUUAUUAUAAAGCUGUUCGCUAUUGGUCAUAGUAUAUAUUUUUAAACAUUGAUUUUCAUGCCAUAUGCUGAGUAUGUCUUCUUUAUGUGCAUUUCCAAGUCAUCUAGUUCUUCCUUUGUCCCUGCCAGACAAUCUAUAUGUCAUCAGCAAAGCACAAGUUACUAAUUCUUCUUCCACCAAUGUUUAUAUUAACUUCAUAAUCUUCAAGAUCAUCCUCAACCUAUCAAACCCUGUCUAAAACAGGCUUGAUCAGAGAUGUUACUUUAUGGAUGACUUAAUAGUUGAAACUACCAAAAAUGAUAUUUUGAAAAUAUUUUCAGCUUUCUUAGACAGUACCCACACUAACAUGGUCAAAGCUUGAUUUAUUGCCAAUUGGUCAAUAUUUCCUGUUGGCUUACCAAUCUGAGUUUGCCCUUUAUCUUUUUUUUUUUUUAAUGAAAUUAUUGAAAAAUACUUAUAUAUAUUUUUUUCGAUUUUGCUGGUAGUUUCAUAGUAGUCAAUAGGAAUGUAGUGAACUCUAAGAGGGGCACAUAAUCCUGGGUGGUAAUGCAGGACCAGAUAACAAUACUGGCUUGAUAGCUCUUUUUUAUUUCUUAAUAGCUGGAUAGCCAAAGUGGAUAUUUGACUGCUACCUUGUUGCUGCUGGGCUAUCAAGCCUGGUUGUGGUUUGAGCCCUCCUCAAGGCAAGUCUAUGUUUUACCAUAUUUUUUUUCUUCUCCCAGUAAUUUGGCACCUUUGUAGUUAUAUGUUGUCAUGUUUAUUCAUGGUUUAUAAAUUGUAGAUCUAUUUAGUGGAAGUUGUGCCUAGACCAAGUCCUUCAAUAGGUUAGGACUUGGAUGUAAUGUUUGAUUUUAGAGUUGCAUUUAGUUUUUUUUGUGACAUGUGCUUUAGCUACAGACAGUUAAACAAAUGAUUUUAAAAAAGUGAAUGGGGUCAGGUGAUGUAAAUUUAAUGUUCUGUGACCGAUGUUUUGGAAAGGUGUCAUCUAGUCAACACAAUGGCCAACCGCUUUAAUGUUUAUAGCAUAUAUAAAUUUGCUAUUUAUCUUUUGCAUCAUUAAUUUGAAGUACACAUUUGUAUUUUACCAUACUUGUACUUAUACAUACAAUAAAGACAUAAAGAUUUUAUAUAUGUACUCUUUUACAUCAUUUUAAAAGAGAUUUUAUGUUGCAUAUACCAAUUUUGUAGAAUGGCAUUUAUGCUUAUAACAAUUGUAAUGUGUUAUAAAACUUUUAUAAGUUAUUUAUAGGUAUAAUUUAUAAAUGUUCCUUUAUCUCUGUGUCUUUCUGAGUAUUGUAUUAUAUAGUGUAAAAUUAUAGUUAAGUACCGGGUAUUUUAUGUAUCAUUACUACUUUACUUCUAGUUUUCUGUCCUGGCAUGUUUCUUAGUUUACUAAUGGUGUUACUCUAGUCAAAACGUCAAUUAGUGUUUGUUAUAAGCCUCAUGGCUCUAUUUUUUAUGUUUUCUUCGGUUGAAGGGAUACACAUUCUAAUAGUCUAUCCAAGGUUAAAUAGCUGUUCAAGUUAAUGUUCUUUUUGGUUUGUUAACUCUUUCUCUCCGUAAUUAUUUACCACAACACUGGUAUCGUCAGUUAGGAGAGAAAGAGUUAAUACAAAUUUUUAAUCAACCCUAAUGCUUUGUUGUUUUUUUUAAUACUCACAUACAUUCCCGAUAUCAUUCAAUAUAUUAUCUAUGUAUUUUGACUUUUUAGUCUGUAAUUUGUAUAUCAUGAAUAUAUCUUAUUUUAAUUUUUACAAAUCUGUCAAAAUUUAUCAACAUAUUUUACUCACUCUUCAUAUACCAAUUUUGUCAUUGUUACACAUUUUAUUGAUGUCAUUCAGGUCAAAAUAUUUUUAAAAUGUCUAUUUCACUAUAAUAAUAUGAAGGUAUGAAUUGGUUUAUAGUCAAACAGGAAAUGCAAAUAUGGCAUUAAGUGACACAAAAACACAUCUGUGAUGAAAAUAGAAAGUUAUUAUAAAGCUUAUAUCAACUCACUCAGUCUGGUAAAAAGUUUGGGUGUAAGAGAAAUAACCUGUACAAUCUCAGAUCAAGCGGAAAUUUUGCACAAUUAUUUCUUGUACAUGCCAACACAAGAAUCAGGUAUUCCUUCUUUCUCCCCUUCCCCCUUCCCAACUGGUCCAGACAAGUGAUAGGAUCAUAGCCUAAUGAGAAAGCUAAAAGCAUGAAAUUGUGCUAAGCAAAAACAGUUGGUGAAAAUAUUUCUAAUUGCACAGAUUUUUUGGUAGUCAAGAUCUACUAUUUAUUUUAUAGUCACUUUGGGAGAUCAUUCUGUGAAUAACCACAAAACAUCUGAUUUGCUUAGUGUUUCAAUUUUUUUUAGCACAAUCUAAUAACUUAUAAAAAAAAUAAUGCAUUAGAAAAUUUCCAAGAAAUUCUUGUACUUAAUUAUUUUAUGUAACCAAGAUGAUUAUUAUAAAAAUAACAAUAA
Molecule: messenger RNA, 5098 nt
Organism: Biomphalaria glabrata
Lineage: Eukaryota; Metazoa; Mollusca; Gastropoda; Planorbidae
Exons: 7
Coding region: 486-1874 (462 amino acids)
Molecular function (GO): protein binding
Source: RefSeq, a predicted model, not a curated record